This is a messenger RNA of Adineta ricciae, 555 nucleotides long. NCBI's taxonomy places the organism in Eukaryota, Metazoa, Rotifera, Eurotatoria, Adinetida, Adinetidae. The record is from the annotation of a GenBank genome assembly.
AUGGCAGUAAAGCGUCCACCGAUGGUCGCCACAUGGGUUGAUCAAAGUAUUGGAGAAGUCGGUACACAUAAAUCCAUCAAAGAUCGCUUCGAAACCUUAUCAACAUUCAUAUCUCAAUGGUUAUAUUUUAAUUCUUCGGAUGACUUUACAACUUAUGUGGAAAACAACCCGAAUGUUAAGAUAAUCAGUGUGAUGUCAGGUGGCAUGUCUCGUUUAUUAGUUCCGAAACUUUCGUAUCAUGCUUGCUUGGAGAGUGUCUAUGUCUUUUGCGCAGAUCGUGCUCGAGCUCGUGAAGCUUUGGAAGGUGAGGCGAAAGUGAAAGGAAUAUUUACUAUUGAAGACGAUUUAUAUGAACAAAUGACAAAUGAUUUGUCGAGAUUGUUACUGGAGGAUGGAAUUGCAUUAGCAAAAAUCGACGAACGAAAUGCAGCAAAAUUGAAUUAUGAGGAGGCAAAGAGAUUAUUGAAUGCUCUACCAGAGACAAGUAUCGAUGAAAAUGAGAAAAAGGCCAGAAUCGAAGAAAUCAAUGUACGAAUAGAUCAACUACUUGCUUAA